AUGUUCUACUACCCCAACGUUUUGCAACGCCAUACAGGAUGCUUUGCUACCAUUUGGUUGGCAGCAACUGGCGCAGCCAAACUGCUGAAGCGAGAAUACCUCAAAGUCAACGUCCCACAAACCUGCGAGGAGAUCAUGGCCUUCAUCCUUGUCCGGGUCCCCCCACCCGUGCCGGGCGCGCCACGGCCCCGAUUCUCCCUCUACCUCUCAGCUCAGCUGCAGUACGGGGUGAUCGUUGUGUACAGCCGCCAGUGCCAAUAUCUUGUCGACGAAAUCCAGCACAUCUUGGAACGGCUUAACCGGGCGCAGCAACAGAUCCGUAUUGACCUGGCUGAUCAGGAGCAGCCAGGGUUGCUACUCCCCGAUCAGCUGGCCCUGAUGGAAGAGCUGGAGGAAGCUCCCAACCCCUUUUUUGGAAUGAUGGAGCCUUUGCUGCCCAGUCCUCUUUCCAUUCCGCAUGUCCGCAGCAUCUUGGAAGCCCCUACCCCUGAAAGAAGCCCACUGGAACGAUCCCCUCCAUCUCCCAAGCGUCGGAGGCCAGGAGAGCCGCUCCUGACUGUCUCCCCCGAAGCCAUUACCCUCAAGGAGGCUGAACCUAUCAAGCUGCUGCUGAUUGAGGACGAGCAAGACCUGCCCGAGAUCUCGGCACAGGAGAUCGACAUGCUGGUUGAGCAGGAGGGCUUCCUGGUGCCCGGCGAAGAGAGACCCCGGGUUUCUCCCCGAAAAAGACGUGCAGCAGAAGGUGAGGGGAGAGAAAGAGGGGUCAGAGGGGAGCCUUUCGUGUCCUUGCGGGCGUCGCCUCCCACACGGAUUGGAGAGGAGCUGUCAGCUGCAAGGGAGACUGGACCCCUGUUGAGGGAGGAGGAGACCCGACUCCUGGCGGAAGUCCCCCCGCCACCCUUGGAGAUGACGCCUGUUUCGGAGGGACCCCGAUUGCUGCCUUUGCUCCCCAUAAGUCCCAGGCUAGAGCGACGCUCCCCACUGAGUCCCGAGCUCCGCCUCCCGGAAUAUGAGCCGUCGCCAUCCCGUCCCACCAAGCGGAGGAGGCAGCUGCGCUUCUUGGACCCUGUGACACAGAUUUCCCGGGAGGAUUUCCAGAAACAGAUCUUGGACCCACGGAUCCAGUGCCAGCCCCUGGAGGCGGUUCUGCUGCCGCCCAAGAGACUGAAGACACCAGCGGAACUUCUGGGAGCAGCGACGUACGGAUGGAUGCAUCCCACCCUCCACGACCUCUGGGCCCACUGUGCUAACCUCCAGCGCGUGGAUUACACCAGGAAGAGAGUGUUGGAGGAGAAGGAGGCCCGGAGAGGGGAGGAAGACGGGCAGAGGGCCAAGGACACCAGCGAGUUGGAGGAAUUGCGAGCAGCAGAAGAACCAAGCGUACCACCCAUGGGCUCAUCAGAAAUUUCUCUUGAGACGACCAAAGAGGAACUUCACCCGAGCUUGGGGGUAGCGGAGGAGAGGUGA
Elgaria multicarinata webbii is the source of this 1467-nucleotide messenger RNA. RefSeq names its product REC8 meiotic recombination protein (gene REC8). Bases 1 to 1467 code for a protein of 488 amino acids. The transcript has 16 exons. Gene Ontology annotation, biological process: replication-born double-strand break repair via sister chromatid exchange; sister chromatid cohesion. Gene Ontology annotation, cellular component: meiotic cohesin complex. NCBI's taxonomy places the organism in Eukaryota, Metazoa, Chordata, Lepidosauria, Squamata, Anguidae. Gene Ontology annotation, molecular function: protein binding; chromatin binding. The record is from RefSeq and is a predicted model, not a curated record.